Molecule: messenger RNA, 3162 nt
Organism: Fibroporia radiculosa
Lineage: Eukaryota; Fungi; Basidiomycota; Agaricomycetes; Polyporales; Fibroporiaceae
Exons: 20
Coding region: 1-3162 (1053 amino acids)
Biological process (GO): proteolysis
Molecular function (GO): metal ion binding
Source: RefSeq, a predicted model, not a curated record
AUGGCACCUCUUGAGAAUGGCACCAAAGUCAAUGGUUCAUUUCCUGAACACUUCGGGAAUUUUGAUCUGGUGAAACGGCUGAAGCUGGACUUUGCGGACAUUCUGGUCUCGAAGUGGAAGAGUCGGAUCACUGGACUGUCUGUGGUCCACUUAGAUUAUGAGGCUCCCAUUGUUAACGGCUAUUUCGUCAUUGGGACUGAGAUUUUCAUGGGAUCGGAGAAAUAUCCGUACAAGGGGAUCAUAGAUAAUCUCGCUAACCGUGGUUUCUCAAACGGUACCAAUGCCUGGACUGAUACGGACCAUACCGCAUAUACUGUGUCUACGGCUGGAGAGCAGGGCUUCCUUCAACUACUUCCGAUAUACGUCGAUCAUAUACUGUAUCCUACCCUGACGAAGGCUGGGUUCGUUACAGAAGUGCAUCAUAUAGAUGGUCAGGGUAAAGACUCUGGGGUAGUUUAUAGUGAGAUGCAAGGGCGGCAAAAUACGCCACAAGAUAUUAUGGCACUCCGUAUGCAGCGCUUACUCAACCCCAAAGGAAGCGCAUAUCGUAGUGAAACUGGCGGCCUCAUGGAAGCCCUCAGGGUGUUGACGAUCGACCAAAUUCGGGACUAUCAUCACCAGUAUUAUGUGCCCCACAACCUCUCCUUGAUUGUCGCAGGAAAGCUUGCCUCGGGUACUACAUCUCUUCUGAAGGUUGUGCAGGAUAAGAUAGAGCCAUCUAUCAUUGAGCAUGGUCAAAACCACGGCACUCGGCCUGAUGGAUGGAAGCGCCCUUUCGUGGAGACAGUCAGUGCACAACGUGGUCCUAUUUCGGAGACAAUUCAAGACACAGUGGAAUUUCCAGAAAAGGACGAGAGUGUGGGUGAGCUGUAUCUUGGCUUCAUGGGUCCGCCAUCAAAUGCAUUCCUGGAGAGAAAGGCUCUCGACAUCCUUGCAACCUACUUGACGUCGUCUGCCGUGGCCCCUCUAAAUAAAGAGUUUGUUGAGAUAGAAUCUCCUCUCUGCACGUAUAUCUACUUCGGCGAGGAUACACGUGCGACUUACGUGGAUCUACCCGUUUACAUUGGCUCAAUCCCUACGGAACAUCUGGACACUUUCGACAAGAGGCUCAAGGAUAGUCUUCAGCGGAUUGUCGAAGCGGGAGUCGACAUGGAGCGGAUGACAAUGAUAAUUGAUCGCGACGAACGACAGCUCCGUAGCAAAGUUGAAACCUCAAAAGGUGAUACAUUUUCUGGAACCGUUAUCACAGACUUCUUGUAUGGGGCCGAAGAUGGAUCGGAGCUCGGUCCUUCUAUGGACGAAAUUAACCAAUAUGCUCAACUUCGUAAGUGGUCAAGUAAACAAUGGACGGAUAUUCUGAGAAGGUAUUAUAUUGACCCUCCUUGUAUCGUGGUUCGAGGCAAACCUUCCAGCGCAAUGGCUGACAAACUAGAACAGGAAGAGAAAGCUCGGAUUGCAGCGCAGAAAGAUCGGCUAGGACCAGAUGGGCUUGCGCAGGCUGAGAAGGAGCUCGAGGAAGCGAAGCAAGAACAUGAUCGAGAGAUUCCGACGGAUAUCCUGACGUCUUUCCCAGUUCCCGAUGUGAAGAGCAUUUCGUGGAUCCCAGUGCAAAGCUUGCAGGAAGUAGGAGAGGGCAAGGGGCGGAAGAAGACGGUACCACAGUCUGGAAAUGCCGAACUUGCGAAACACGUUACGAGCGAUGGCCAGCCUGUGCCAUUUUUCGUUCAAUAUGACCAUGUUCAGUCCGAUUUCGUCACUAUCAACGCCUACUUCUCUCUGGCUAACUUACCCGACCGACUACGUCCCCAUAUGGCAGUUUAUCUCUCUGCCUUCUUCUCCUUACCAGUCAAUAGAAGCACUGGAGAACAACUCACUCAUGAACAGGUCGUGAACCAGCUCGAUAAUGAUACUGUUUCCUAUGAGUCAUCCCUUGGUGUGGGUACAGCUUUCAUGGAGACGCUACGCGUAACCAUCAAAGUUGAAUCUGGGAGGUACGAAGCGGCAGUUGCAUGGUUGAAGGAUCUGGUAUAUGGCAUUCAAUUCGACAAGGAUCGCUUGCAAGUCACUAUUGCCAAGGUCCAGCAAUCUUUGCCUGAACUCAAACGUGAUGGUGACACAGUGCUGUCUUCCAUAUCUUCCGAGCUGUUGUACAGCGAGAACUCGACGUCUAGACAUGGCGGGGUUCUUCCACAGAUUAAGUUCAUUCCUAUGCUCGCGCAGCAGCUUCAAGAUUCGCCGCAGGAUGUUAUCAAUGAUUUUGAGGCAAUCAGGAAGCAUUUGACCGACCCCUCUGGUGUGCGUAUCUCGGUAGCUGGUAACAUUGUAGCUCUAAAGCAACCUCGAAGCGUUUGGAGCAAAUACUUCUCGGAUGUUCUCCCCGCAGCUGAAUUGGCACCUGUUGCUCUGGCCGUCGAUACUCUCAGCUCCCUGGGCAAAAAUCCGGUUGGGAAGGCCGUAGUAGUCAGCUUGCCUACCAUCGAAAGCUCUUAUGUGUCACACACGUCGAAAGGAAUUCAAGGGUUCGCUCACCCAGAAUAUCCGGCUCUUCGAGUAGCGCUUGAGGUCCUUAAUGCAACAGAGAGUUAUUUAUGGCGUUACAUUCGUGGAUCAGGGCUUGCGUAUGGUGCACAUGUGUCCAUAGACUUAGAGGCUGGUCUCAUUGGCUUCGGUUUGUAUCGUAGCUCUAACUACAUGAAAGCCUUCGAACAAGCCAAGUCGGUUAUAGAAGGUCUUGUUGAUGGCUCAAUUAAUCUCGAGGACACGACACUAGAUGCUGCGAAAAGCAGCAUCGUGUUUGGCGUUACGAAGGGCGUGUCAACGCCCGGACGUGCGGCACUAUCAUCGUUCAUGAAUCAAGCUUUGAAGGGUGUUUCUCAAAACCACAGUAUAAGUCUUCUAGAGAAAUUCCGAAUAGUCACCAAGGCAGAUGUCCUUGCCGCAUUGCGGACACAUUUCCUUCCACUCUUCGACCCUUCUUCUUCUGUUGCUGUAGUGGUUACAGCACCCUCGACAGCCGAUGAGAUUGGAUUGGGACUCGGCGCAGCGGGCUUCGAGGUCGAGCAGAGGCAGUUGGAGGUCGACGCAGACGAGGAUGGCGAAUACGAGGAUGGCAGCGACAGUGGCAGUGAUGAAAGCGAUAGUCGCUCCAGCAGCGGAGCAUAG